AUGGCAAGCUCACAAACAUCUCUUAGCCCAGCUGCUACACCAAUUCCAAAAAGCGCCAUCUCCAUGGGGCAGGAAACUGGCCACCCAGAAGCAACUAUCAUCACCACUCCAACUACCUCUUCUUCCAUGGCAAUUCAAAGCCCUUCCGUUGCAAUUCAAAGUGCACCCCAGACAUUCACUCCAGCCAGUGCCUCAUCGGUGAACACAGUACAACAGAUAUUUAGUACCAUUGCUCCGGCCCCUCAACCCACAACGGUACCACAACUGAUAGCAACUGCCAUUGCCAAGCUUGGCGAGCCUGUGAAUUCACCGCCAAUGCUUCCCGUUUCAUCGUCCAAACUGGUCCUCACUCCCGGAGUCGUAAUCACCACAAUCCAUACUCAGAAAAUGGGAGCCUCUCACAGUAUGAGCACAUUGGACGUCAACAUCCUUCCAGGAGACCAGCCACACAUGGCUUUCGCCAGCCCAUUGUCUCCGAUGACCCUAAUUGCCAUCGGCGCAGCUGCCUUCUGUUUUUCGUUAUUAAUGGCAAUUUCCAUUUGGUCAUGUUUCAAAAGGCGAAGCCAACAUCGCAACAGCACACUUUCUUUACCACACACAACCAACCACCCUACUCACAGGGAUUCCUUGUCUCCGGGUCUUCAGAAAAUGGACUUGCCUAGUCCAACCAACAGUGGUUAUACGAUUGACACGACUCCGCAUUCCAAAUUCUGUGAACAGUUUGACUACAGACUACCUGUUUUGUCACCGACACACGACCCACACUCGCACAAGAGGUAUCACAACGAUAUUAAGGCCUCUUACCAAAUUCCCCCUGCAUGGGGUGCUUCACAGCUUGAUCGGCUCCCUAGCUGCCCCGACCACCUGACCUUUGUACCAAAGGUACUCCUCACAGGCAAUCUGCUUCCGCCGAAACCUGCUGUGACCCCGAAUGCGAUGCCGCCUUAUGCCAUGCCGCUGAGAUUCAACCACCACGACCAAGUGAUGAUAAGAUCACCACCUGAGCCGAGAUCUUGCAAGAUGAGCCCGGCAGAAGCGUCACAGGAGCUACAGAAGCUCAUAGAACAAGUCGAUUUCCGGAUUUACGAAGAUCUUGACCUGGACGAGAGCUUAUCAGAGAGCAUCUCAAAUCCCGAAUUGUUCUCGGAUCUGACAGGCGAUUCUUUGCCUUACGGUGGGCGGCCUUCGGCGACUAACAGCGUAGCAGCACACCCACCACUUCCCCUGCCUCGUUAUAACUAUCGCAAGGUUACACGUACACGCCCGAGUCCAACCCUCCUGCCAUAA
Messenger RNA from Puccinia graminis f. sp. tritici CRL 75-36-700-3, 1287 nucleotides. RefSeq lists its product as uncharacterized. Lineage: Eukaryota; Fungi; Basidiomycota; Pucciniomycetes; Pucciniales; Pucciniaceae. Bases 1 to 1287 code for a protein of 428 amino acids. The record is from RefSeq and is a predicted model, not a curated record. The transcript is spliced from 4 exons.